Messenger RNA from Anopheles marshallii, 486 nucleotides. RefSeq lists its product as uncharacterized. The coding region runs from base 1 to 486 and encodes 161 amino acids. NCBI's taxonomy places the organism in Eukaryota, Metazoa, Arthropoda, Insecta, Diptera, Culicidae. Gene Ontology annotation, cellular component: extrinsic component of endoplasmic reticulum membrane. The record is from RefSeq and is a predicted model, not a curated record. Gene Ontology annotation, biological process: vacuolar proton-transporting V-type ATPase complex assembly. The transcript has a single exon.
AUGGAAAACCCCUCCAAAGAUGAGCUUUGUGAGUUGAUGGACAAGCUGCUUAUUAAUUCGCUCGAGCUGAUCGAACAGGACGUUCAACUGAGCCAGGAUAUAGCGCGGCUAACGACCGAAGGCCAGAUGGAACUGGCCCACACGCGCUUCACCAAAGGACCGAUGGCGGUCAGUGCCGUACAGCUGCCAACAGAAGAUUACAAAGAGUUUCGGGCACUUCAUACUGUGACGGAAGAUGACGAUGGGAGUGAUUUACCAACCAUUCCACAACUUUCGCUCGACAGCCAUCCGGUAGAUGUAGACGUCGGGCGGAUUGAUCCGAGCGGCUGGUUUGGCAUUUUGCGUCCUCCAUCGUUGAACAAUGCUAAGGAACGGUUUACCCGCUCGCUUGAUUCCAUUGUGGAGCGAGCCAACGUACGUAUAAAGUUGAACAGCUAUUUGAAUGUAUUUGAAAUGCUUCAUAAGCGUACGACAGAACUGAAAUGA